AUGGACGUCCUAGGGCUUCUAGCCAAUAUAUCUCAGGUCAUCGACCUCCUCGUUAAGAUCGGUGUCAUGUGUUCCAUCUAUUGUGUGGACGUGAAAAGGGCUCCUGGCGAUGUGCGAAGACUGCUAAAGGAGGUUGAUCGACUCACAGCCGUCAUCAAAGAGCUUGAAAGCCUUCUUCAAAGCCCGAAAGGAUCUUCCAAACUAGAAACUCCGAGUCUCCGCCAAGCAGUUUUUGACCUUCGCAGGCUACUAGCAGAGACGGUGGCAAAGCUGGAUUUGGGAGCCAAGCAUGCCAGAGCAGUGUGGCCUUUCAAAAAGCGGGAGAUUCACGAGAUUUUUGCAACAAUUGAGAGGCAGAAGGCCAAUAUUUUGUUGAACAUCAACAUUGAACAAACGUCCCUGCUUCUAGAUGUUCAUCAAGAGACUGUUAUUUCCAAGCUACGAAUUGCAAACGCAGCCGCUUUCGACUCGAGUCCAGAUGGAGAGCAAUCCUUCUGUCUUGAAGGCACGCGAAACCACAUCAUCGCGCAAAUCGAGGAAUGGGGCACCAACCCAGACAGCCAGUCAAUCUUCUGGCUCAACGGCAUGGCAGGGACUGGGAAAUCUACCAUUUCUCGAACAAUUGCGCAAUUAUUUGCAAAAAAGAGCAUACUAGGUGCUAGCUUUUUCUUCAAGAGGGGCGGAGGAGAUCGCAGUGGAACAAAUUUCUUUAUAACUACAAUCGCUUUGGUCCGUCGGAUUCCUUCUUUCGCUCCACGAAUCCGUGAAGUUCUUGACCGCGAACCUGAAAUACACGAGAAGCCUCUAGACGAUCAAUUUCAAAAACUCAUUUUGGAUCCACUGAAGAAGAAUCCAGGAUGUUGGUCUUCAAAUUUGCUUAUUGUGGUCGACGCUCUUGAUGAGUGCGACAAUGAAGGGACUAUGAGGACUCUAAUCAGCAUUCUCUCAAAAGCUCAACAGAGAAAUAACCCACGGCUAAAGUUUUUCCUCACAAGCAGACCUGAACUGCCCAUCCGCCUCGGAUUUGAGGAGAUUGGUGGGAAAUAUGACCAUCUGCUUCUCGCGACAGUGUCAAAGGCCACUAUUGAGCAUGAUAUAGGGCUUUUUAUGAGAUAUCAGCUCGACGCAAUCAAAGCGGACUACAACAAAUCCGUCUCAAGUCAUCGCAAAAUCUCUACUCAAUGGCCCGGCGAGGAUGUAGUGCAACAACUUGUCGAUUCAGCCGUCCCGUUAUUUAUUGUUGCCGCAACGAUAUGCCGCUUCUUGAGAGAUAGAAGAUUAGGAGGCCCUCAUCAUCAAUUAAGCAAGAUUCUCGAGUAUCAAAAGAUACAGAUAUCUGGUCUUGAUAUGACGUAUCUUCCAAUCUUGGACAACCUUAUUGUUAAUCUUCCUCCGUCUGCUAGGGUUGAAGUACUGACUAGAUUCCGGUACUUAAUCGGUUCAAUAGUUACCCUUGCUCAGCCUUUGUCUAUACGAAGCAUCGCCGAUCUCCUGGGAGUUUCUACAGAUGUCAUCGAAGAUCAACUCGAUCUGUUACACUCAGUACUUGAUGUUCCUACUGACUUAGACACCCCAAAGCUUGAGGCAACGAAUACACAAGCCAUCGGAGGUCUUUUACGAGACGCAAAGCGAUUCAUUCAGGCGAACGUGACGACAUUCGAUAAAGCGCCGCUCCAAAUAUACUCUUCUGCUUUAAUAUUUGCUCCUGAGAGAAGUGUUGUCAAAUACAUGUUUAAAUCGAGCAUCCCACCAUGGCUCCAUACCUUACCAACAAUGCAGUCUCACUGGGAUCCUUGCUUGGCUACAUUUCAAGACCGGAGUAGGGCAAGCGUUGUUCUUUUGGCAAUUUCCGUCGGGAAUAGAUUUCUUUCCCUUCCCGGGCUUGGAGGCCAACUCAAAAUUUGGGAUGCAGGAAUAGCAUCCUGUGUUGCAACACACGAUGAUGCUUUGCCCAACUCUGCUUGGGCGUCAUCUGAUGGUGUAGAAAUAUUAUAUAUUUCUGGGCGCGAAGGGCUCCGAAUCAUGAACGCCUCAACAAGAAGCUGCAUUGCGGAAUAUAGGGGCCACACUGGCAAGAUUGCUCAUGCCAUGUUCUCGGCGGAUGGCAAGCAGUUUGCCUCGGCCUCAGAAGACGGGACUUUAAUAAUAUGGGACAGAGUAUCUGGCAAGUCCGUCUCAAUCCACGAUCAUGAGCACACUGAUCAGAUGGUGGGGUUUUCUCCGGAUGGAUUGACAUUUCUGACGAUUUCGAACCACAAUACUAUUCGGCUUCUUCGUUCAAAGGUAAGCGGCCAUAUGUUGGCGAUCGACGACCACAAAGAACGUGUUAAAGCUGUCGUUUUUUCUCCAGACAGCCAAAAACUCGUGUCUGUUGAUAUAGGUGGUACAAUCAGAUUCCUAGAUAGGCUUUCAGGCAAUUGCCUAGUAGCUGAAGGAGCCUGUGCCCUUUUUGACAAAUGUCUGCUCUUCUUCUCUGGCGGCACCCGACUUAUUAGUGCUGUGAAAGAAGAUGUCGAGAAGGGACAUAGAAUCGGUAUCUGGAAUGUUUUGAAAGCCAAUUGCGAUUCUGUUUUAGAGGGCCAUCGCGCUGCCAUAUCGGACAUCGUCCUAUCAAAGGACGAAAGCACGAUUGCCUCAGCUUCAUAUGAUAAAAGCAUAAGAAUAUGGAAUACGCAUACGAUGACUUGUAUUGGGAUAUACGAUGGCCACGCCGAAUGCAUUACCAGCCUCGCUUAUUUAGCUGAUGAAAAGCUACUCAUAUCGGCAGAUAUGGACGGAACCUUCAAAGUCUGGGAUGCUAAUAUUACAAUACAAUCAGCGGAGAUUGAAAGCCAUGGCAGUGCCGAGGUCGAAAGCCAUAAGGGGGCAGUCCUCGAAGUUAUCUUUUCUCCAGACAAGAAGAAGAUUAUAACCACAUCUGGAGACCGCACAGUGAGACUAUGGGACUCCGCUACGAGCAAGUGUCUGUUGACGGGCACAGACCACCGAAUUUUUGCACAGGUGCCCUUGAUGGUUCCUCAGGAUACUCCUACAGCCCCAUUCGAUCAUGUUAUGAGUUCUCAUGGACUCUUUGGUUGGCCAAGAUCGGUCAAAUUUUCGGCGGACAGCUCGACAAUUAUAUCUUCAACCGAGAGUUCGGAAGCUCCCAAUGUCAAACUCUGGGAUGCGGCAAACGGCGACUUCCGGUUGAUACCUCACGAAUCCAUGGACUCUAUUCUAUCCAUUGCAUUUUCGCCUGACGGUACACAUAUAGUAUCAACGACCCGUGAUGGUGUUUUGAGCUGCUGGGACAUGGCGACGCAGAAACUUGUUUGUUCAUUUGGAGGGGAAACCUGCAACAUACUUUCGUCAAUCUACACAGCAGAUGGAACCCAACUUGUUCUUGCCUGCGAUGAUGGAAUGGUGCGGUUGCUCCAUCUUUCAACUAGAAACUGCAAGGAAAUGAACGAGGCACAUGAUAGUCCCGUGAGGAUUGUUACAAUGUCGGGAAGCGGAUCCAAGCUUGCUUCUUACGCAACGGCAAGUCUCAAGAUUUGGGAUGAAGACACCCUGACAUGCAUCGCCAACUAUACUUCAGCAUCCGACACUACAAGCGAAGUAAGCAAAAUGCUCUUCUCUCCUGAUGAACAACAUCUCGUCGUUCUCUACGAAGCUGGGGAAAUCAAGGUUGAGAUUCUGAGUGUCGCAACAGGACACUGCGUCGACAAGCUCGUUGGGAUUUGCGGGCUUGCCAACCACAUGGCAUUCGAACCAUCUGCCGGAUCCAGCCUACGAGUACGACUACUCACCAAUGUGGGCGCCCUUGAAUUUGACCCGCCUGGCUCAGCUGCUACGAGUACGAGUACUGGUGUUCAUGCAAGGCCAUCCUUCAGCAGCCAAAGAGCGGUAACUACGAUUGGACUUGGUCUCAGCAAAGACGGGGAAUGGAUUACGUGGGACUCGCGCAACAUGCUCUGGCUGCCACCCGCGUUCAGAAUCUCAGCAUCGGAUAUCGAUGUCGCGGCCUCUCUCCUUGCUCUUGGAUCUCGCCUCGGACGGCUGCUCCUCAUAGGCGUCGACCCGUCCAAAAUGCCGGUGAACGUUCUGGACGCCUCGCCGCGGGCCUUGGCCUAG
Trichoderma aggressivum f. europaeum is the source of this 4113-nucleotide messenger RNA. RefSeq lists its product as uncharacterized. The record is from RefSeq and is a predicted model, not a curated record. Gene Ontology annotation, molecular function: protein binding. Lineage: Eukaryota; Fungi; Ascomycota; Sordariomycetes; Hypocreales; Hypocreaceae. The coding region runs from base 1 to 4113 and encodes 1370 amino acids. The transcript has 5 exons.